Molecule: messenger RNA, 339 nt
Organism: Pipistrellus nathusii (Nathusius's pipistrelle)
Lineage: Eukaryota; Metazoa; Chordata; Mammalia; Chiroptera; Vespertilionidae
Source: the annotation of a GenBank genome assembly
AUGGGCAGAUCCAUGACUUCCCUGGGCUCCCAGCUCUUCAGAGCAGCAUUACUGGCAGCCAUCUUACUGAUGCUAUGGGUAAAGGGGGUGAAGCCUCAGGGAUGGAGCCCAGGCCCCAAAGAGAGGAGUAAGAAAGAACAAAUACCCUCUACAGACCAAAAUCAAGAGCAAUUUGAAGAGUACUUUGUGGCCUCCUCAGUGGGUGAGAUGUGGCAGGAGGCGAACAUGGUCGAGCAAGAGGAUGACAAGACAUCAGAGAUGGAGAACACGGCUGUUCGUGACCACCUAUUCGACCUAGCCUUGUGCUUUAAUGUGGCCAGUGUCUUGGUUUUUUUAUAA